Molecule: messenger RNA, 768 nt
Organism: Salvia miltiorrhiza (redroot sage)
Lineage: Eukaryota; Viridiplantae; Streptophyta; Magnoliopsida; Lamiales; Lamiaceae
Exons: 1
Coding region: 23-568 (181 amino acids)
Source: RefSeq, a predicted model, not a curated record
CACAUCAUACUCACAAAAUUUCAUGCAGAUGAAUAGCCGAACAAAACGCAGCUCGUCCGGCGACAAGUUCUCGUUCCCGGUCAUAAACCAGGAUUCCGACGAGUUCGAAUUUACGUCCCCGAAUUCCCCUGCCGAUCGCUUCUUCUCCAACGGCAAGCUCCUGCCGCAUGCCUUCCCUGUCCAAACGCACAACAGCUUCUCCUACUCGCGGUCGACCAGCAUCGGCAGCAAGGAUUCGUUGAUGUCGUCGCGAAGCAACAGCAGGAGCAGCACCAGCACCAGCGCCCGGACCAGCACCAGCGAGGCGUCCGAGAGGCGGAGAGAGAGGAGCGUUAGACCAGCCGCGAUGAGCUGUCAGUGUCAGUCGCGGAGGUGGCAACUGAUCGCGGCAGCGCCGGUGUUGAAGCACCACGGAUCGAGGUCGACAAGGACUGAGACUGCUGUUGAUCGGAAAGCGUCGAGGGGUGCCGACGGGGGCUGUCAUAAGGGCUCCAAAUCUUGGUUUAAAAGUAACUUUUUGAAGUCGUUUGUGUCUGCAUGCCAAGAGUGUCAUGCCAUCAAAACAUGAGCCUUUGUCGGAGAAUUUGGGAUUUUAAAGUUUUGUUAUGGAAAUGGUGGAAAGGUUUAAUUAAGAAUUUCGCGAAUGUAGGUAAGUUUAAUUGUAAUUAAAGAAUAUCUUGCUGAUAUAAGUUUGACUGAAAUGCUUGUACCGUUUUAUCACCUUCGAAUUUCUUUGAGAACAAAAUGAGAGUUUUGUCAAACUGAAAA